Molecule: messenger RNA, 2600 nt
Organism: Salpingoeca rosetta
Lineage: Eukaryota; Choanoflagellata; Craspedida; Salpingoecidae
Exons: 20
Coding region: 118-2469 (783 amino acids)
Biological process (GO): ribosome disassembly; mitochondrial translation
Cellular component (GO): mitochondrion
Molecular function (GO): GTP binding; translation elongation factor activity; GTPase activity
Source: RefSeq, a predicted model, not a curated record
CACGACUCUCGCUCCCUCGCAACUACAACAACACCCUCAACAACAGCAACAACAACAACGACGAGUGUAUCCGUUUUUUCGCGUUGCGUUGAUGAUUCGAUUGCACACUGGCUGGCGAUGAUGAUGAACGUGUUGCUUGGUGGUGGUGGUGGUGGGAGGUUGUUGCUGGGCAGGUGUGCGCGAUGGGGAGUGGCUGCAGUGAUGAAUGCGCGGCGGGGAUUGUCCCGCGGCGUGGUGGCUAGGAGUAAGAAGCAUCACAAGCAGGCAGCAGCAGCGGCAGCGACGGGCCAGCAGGCUGGCGCCGACGAGCACCUUGAGCUCAUCCGCAACAUUGGCAUCAUGGCACACAUCGACGCGGGCAAGACCACCACGACGGAGCGCAUGCUCGUGGUGUCGGGCGUCGCAAGAGUGGAAGGGACAGUGGACGAUGGCAACACGCAGAUGGACUACUUGAAGGACGAACGAGAACGCGGCAUCACCAUUGUCUCCGCAGCCACCACCUUCCAGUGGUCGGGAGCACGCGAGGAAGAUGGCAUGCCAACACACACGAUCAAUCUCAUCGACACGCCCGGGCACGUGGACUUUACCCUCGAAGUUGAACGCGCUCUCAGGGUGCUUGAUGGCGGCGUGCUUGUGCUUGAUGCCGUGGCUGGGGUGGAGGCACAAACCAUGACCGUGUGGCGACAGGCCAGCCGGUACGCUGUUCCCACCAUCGCAUUCAUCAACAAGAUGGAUCGUCCUGGGGCAGACUACCGCCGCUGCUGCGUCUCGAUGGAGGACAAGCUUGCGCUGCCCACACUGCCCGUCGUCAUCCCGGCAAAGCCUGACGAUGACAACUUCAACCACGUGCUGGAUGUGGUGGAGGGUCGCGUGUACUGGUGGGACGGACCAAACCUCCACUCCGCACACGUCCCACACACGGAAGGAUUUGAGCACGUGCUGCACGACGGCAGGGCCGCGCUGGUGGACAAACUCUCCGCUUUGGAUGACGAGUUUAUGGAGGCUGCAAUCGACCUCGACGAGGGCGCCCUUCCAGACGUUGCAACGACGCGUGCUGCCUUGCGCCGGGUGACACUGGCCCGGACAGGCAUUCCCGUCUUCUGCGGAGCAGCGCGCCGACUCAAGGGCGUUGAGCCGCUGCUGGAUGCGGUGGUGCACUACCUGCCAAGUCCCCUGGAGCGCCCGCCGGUACAACUCGCGCCCGUGGACCGAGCAAAGACGAGCACGGAGUUACAGCUGCUGGCAACGGGGCAGUACACGGGCGAUGGCGUCAUUGCAAUGGAGCCAACAUCAAACACAGACCUUGCCGCGCUCGCCUUCAAGAUUGUGUACGACAUGCACCGCGGGCCGCUGGUGUUCGUGCGCGUGUAUUCGGGCGUGCUAUCCAUGCGCGAUGUGCUGUUCAACUGCGACCUCAACAUGAAGGAGCGUGCAAGCAAGGUUCUCCGUGUCCACGCCGACGACUUUCAGGAAGUCAACGAGGUGUACGCAGGGCACAUUGCUGCCCUCGUCGGCCUGAAGCACACGGUGUCCGGCAACACGCUGGUGAGCAACAAGGCAAGCAAGUCGCUCAAGUCGCACUCGCUCGCAGGCAUCAGCGUUCCGCAGCCAGUCUUCACCUGCAGCAUCGAGGCUGACGGCAGCGACGACAAGGAGGUUGAGCAUGCGCUGGACUGCAUUCAGCGGGAAGACCCGAGCGUCCGCGUAUCACUCGACGAGGAGACGGGCCAAACCUUGCUCAGCGGCAUGGGAGAGCUCCAUCUUGAAAUUGUGCUGUCGCGCCUGCGUGACGAAUACAAGGUCGAUCUCAUCCCAGGGCGAAUGAAGGUUGCGUACCGGGAGCGGCUGACGGGGGAGGCUGAGACAGAUCACCAUCUCCACCGCGAACUUGGCGGUCGCAUGCACGAUUGCCGCGUGCAUGUACGCGUGUCUCCGAGCGACGGCGUGUCUGUGGACCUCUCUGAAGAAGUGAAGACCCUUCUCGCUGGUGACGCCAAGCCGGAUGAGCUGCGGUCUGCACUCGUCCGCGGCGGCCAGCUCGGCAGCGCCCGUGGGCCCGCUAUGGCGUUUCCGCUCGUUGGCGCAGCCGUCGAGGUGGUGUCACUGCAGCACGACGCGGACAUCUCCACGUCUGCGCUGACGGCGUGUGUGGCGGAAGCGACGCAGAAGGCAAUUGCAGCAGCAGGAACAGCGGUUCUUCAGCCCAUGAUGAACUUGGAGGUGACGGUCGAGGAGCAAGACGUCGGCGCCGUGCUCACGGACUUGAGUUCGGAGCGCAAUGCGUCUGUGCGUGAGGUUGAGAUGCGCGGCGAGCGCGAGCGCAUCGUGCACGCCAGCGUCGGUCUGCCCCGCAUGAUCGGAUACUCGUCCGUCCUCCGCGCUCUCACCUCCGGCAGGGGCACCUUUGCCAUGGAGUUCAUGCAAUACGAGGAGGUGACACAGACCGACAUGGCAGACAUUGUCGCCUGAUAGAGCAGGUGCACACGCACACAAGCACGUACGCACAUGCAUCGACACGCACGCACAACCAUGCAUGGGCGCACAGUUGAUGGUGGUGAUGGUGUACCGAUAGAGAAUCGAACAACUGAACUUGUGUCGGA